GGGCCACAAAUAUUAAACUUUAUGCUGUAAAGGAGCAUACUAAAACUCAAGACCAUACCGAUUCAUGUAAAAAAAAUGAAAUUUUAAAUACACCACCUGAACAUAUUAAAAGCUUGAUGAAAAUUAUUUAUUGUCUUGCUAAAAAUGAUAUUCCAUUAAAUAAAUUCAGUCAAUUAGCUCAUCUUGGUUGUGCUAUUGGAGCUCCAGAUUUAGUUUCUGAGAAUCAUCCGAUUACUUAUGAAAAUAAUACAUGUGCACGUGAAAUGUUAUUUUCUAUAUCUACAACAAUUGAAAAAAGUAUUUGGGAGAAAUUAAAUAUUGCUACAGCAAUCGGAAUUAUAGUUGACAAAAGCACAGAUAUUUCUACAGAAUCUCAUCUUAUUAUCUACGUUAAAUAUCUUAUUAAUGGUAUUAUUAAAAUACGAUUUCUAAGUCUGUUACAAAUCGAAAAUAGUGAUGCAAAAUCUAUUUAUAAUACUAUAACUAAUCCAUUUGUUACUAGAAAACGAGAAUAUUUAAAUAUAGAUGUUGAUGAUAUUCCCAAAUUAGGUCCAAAUAUUAACAAAUUUUUUAUUACUGUACCAUCUAGAAAAGAUACGAAGAUCGGAUCACAUUAUCUUAUUUGGACGCCAAAUCAAGAAAAUGAUUUACUAGCAGAUAUAAUGA
Dentiscutata erythropus is the source of this 666-nucleotide messenger RNA. Lineage: Eukaryota; Fungi; Glomeromycota; Glomeromycetes; Diversisporales; Gigasporaceae. The record is from the annotation of a GenBank genome assembly.